GGCAGUGCCAUAGCAACCGGAGCGUUAACGGUAGCAACGGCAAUGGCAAAAGCAACAACUAUCAAAGAAGCUCUAGCCAAAUGGGAAGAAAAAAAUGGCCAGAAGGCUUCAGAGGCAAAGGAGGUGAAAUUGUACGGUCAGAUUCCUCCUGUAGAGAGGAUGGAUGAAUCUCUCUCCGCGCUUGUUAACUGCGAGAAACUAUCGCUGUCUACAAACUGCAUUGAAAGAAUCGCCAACUUGAACAGCCUAAAAAAUUUGAGGAUUCUGUCUUUGGGAAGAAAUAACAUAAAGAACUUGAAUGGAUUGGAGGCAGUUGCAGAUACUUUAGAGGAGCUGUGGAUCUCAUACAACUUCAUUGAGAAACUGAGGGGUAUCCGUGUAAUGAAGAAGCUGAAGGUUCUUUAUAUGUCAAAUAAUUUGGUGAAAGACUGGGCAGAGUUUGUGAGACUGGCAGAGCUGCCAUUACUAGAGGAUCUGGUGUUUGUAGGCAAUCCACUACAAGAGAAAUACGCCUCUGAUCAGAAGAACAAUUGGAUUGAAGAAGCAACCAAACGGGUACCCAAGCUGAAAAAGCUGGAUGGUAUCCUAGUUAUUAAACAAGAAGAAGAUGAAGAAGGAGCAAACUGAUGACACUUUCUUGUUGGGUAUUUAAUUAUUUAAGUAACUCCAGAUAGCUCAGCACAUAGAACUUUUAUAUAAAAUGUUUGUUUUGAAGAAGAUCUUUGGGCAAUUUUUAAAAGACCAGCUUAUCUCCACAGUCUCUCACCCAAAGAGUUAGUUACCAAAAUUUGGGCACACCAAUUUUGUCAAGCUUAUGACACCUUCUGUAGAGACCAGUGGAGACGAGUUUAUCUGCUGUUUGGCUAGCAAGAGAUCUUUACCUAAACUAAUACAUAGCUAUUUUUAAUCCCUGA
Molecule: messenger RNA, 914 nt
Organism: Gymnogyps californianus (California condor)
Lineage: Eukaryota; Metazoa; Chordata; Aves; Accipitriformes; Cathartidae
Gene: DNAL1
Product: dynein axonemal light chain 1
Exons: 8
Coding region: 43-627 (194 amino acids)
Cellular component (GO): cytoplasm
Molecular function (GO): protein kinase binding
Source: RefSeq, a predicted model, not a curated record